Molecule: messenger RNA, 252 nt
Organism: Saccharomycopsis crataegensis
Lineage: Eukaryota; Fungi; Ascomycota; Saccharomycetes; Ascoideales; Saccharomycopsidaceae
Exons: 2
Coding region: 1-252 (83 amino acids)
Source: RefSeq, a predicted model, not a curated record
AUGGAGAAUUAUCUAAUCCCCUGGAAACCACUCUACUUGAAGAAAGGGCCUUAUCACUCUCAAGUGGAACAGGUUAUCAGAACCAAAGCUGACCGAGAAAAACUUACGAAAUUUGAAGUCUAUAAAUCUACCGAAAGCUUCAAUUUUUCCAAGCGUAAUGUUGUUUACACUCCACGGAGUUUUGUUUUGUGUCAAACAGAAAAUGAGUGUGUGGGUUUAUUUGUUUGUGUUCAAGGGUUCUGCAAUGGUUAA